CCCGCAUCAGGGAUGAUGGAAAGCGGACACGGGGUUUUCCGCCCACGGCGUACCCCGCUUUUCCACUUACUGUUCAUUCAGAAACCGACCGCGGCUGGUUUGGCUUUGGCGCGUAUUGUGUCUCAGUCGCGCGUACCGUGCACACUCACGCCACCUCACGUCGCUGCUCCACCGCUGUCACCAGUACACGGAAAUCAUCGACCAGAGUUCAGCGUUACACUGGUACCCGAAAAACAAAUGAUGUGCCGUUACACACUAUUGCUGUCCGCCGGAGUUUUAGCGAUCCUGUUGGCAAACCGUGGGGAAAAAUGUUUUGUCCAGGGCUUACCGAUAUCCGAAACUUACGAUAUACCAAUGGAUAAAAAUGGCCUUUCACUGGUUCCACAGCCACGAUCUAUUGAUCAGGAUGUUCAAGAGUUGGAGAAAUUGAAAGCUCCAACGGGAGCGCUGCCUGAAUCAAUUUCAAUGACGAAAACACACGAGUCUUCGUACGUGAAUAACAAUGGCAAAGAGAUAACUGAUGCUAAAAUAAAACAACAACUAAUUAAAAACGGUGAGCUGAUGGCCAAACUGGAACAAAAAAUGUCGUCGAAAAACGAGCACAACGCCGGCGGUCGGCCCGAUACAAAAGUACAGUUGUCGGUGGACAUACCGAGCAAGGGCAUACACAAACAGACGAUGUACGCGUCGGACGGCGAACCGCCGCGAAAACGGGACGGCAAAUACAGAGAAUACGACAAAAAAAACUACGACACGCAGUUCCCUCCACCAGUGUCGUCUUACUUCAACGUGGAAGCGACACCCGAGGAUAUGGCGGAAUACAUUUUCUUCACAAAGGACUUCAAGUCGGUGACGCAAGCAAUCGAGAAAUUAAUCCAGGAUGGAAGGUUGGAUCGCGAAUCGGCGUUGGCCUACUUAGACAAGAUCGACAGGGAGCUGUACCGACUCGACGCCCGUUACUCCGACCAAAGCGUGGAAUUAACAAACAAAGACAUCGAAAACCCGAUAAAAUUCCAAAAGAACUAUGAAUCUUCCGAUUUCAAUGACAUUGAUGGAACGUUGACCGAACUAAAAGAAAUGCAACAGAUACUCAGAGACAAGUAUAGCAAAAAAAGUAUCGACUUGGAUGAAGAAGAUUACAACUCGAAACGAAUUCGAAAAAUCUUGGAAGCCAAACUACGCAUGUCUGAUUCGCAAUAUAAUCGACUUUUGGAAACGCUAACAGCUCCGUCGGACUAUGCAUAUGCCCAGACGAUGAUGGACGAAAUUAUUUAUCAACUAGCUAAGCUCAUGUUUAACCAAGGACUUUUCAUUGGUGGAUCGGAAGCUCAAGAAUCUUUGCAAAAGUUCACGGACUUCUUGGAAACCGAAGCGAGCCGAGGAAGGAUUUCUAGAGCCCUUGAAAAAAAAAUAUUGGAUUUACUGAUAACUUCGCUUUCGGAUACAUUGACCGAACACCCGGAACUGAUGGCCGCCGCCAAGGAAGGUUUUAGCAAAUACCUAGAUGCCUAUCCCAAUUCAGAAUCAAACGGUAUCCAUCAGAUGAAAAACGACAAGUUUUCUGCAAAGACGAGAAGAGACAUGGAGACUCCAGUGAAAAGUCAGCUAAAUGCUGACUUGGAAACGACCGUGGUAAAGCGGAGCGUGAAGACGUCCGGUAUCGAAGACAACGAAGUCGGAAGCGUAGCGGCGAAAAAUUAAAAAAUAUAUAAACAUAUUAUUAUAUUAAUCUCAACGUCGUAGACUAUUAAUUCAAACAAAUUAGGAAUAUCUCCUCCCGAAUAAAAAAAAAUAGUCUCAUAAUAUUCAUUACAUUUAUAUUUUAUUAUUUAAUAUAAUAUUAUACAUUUGUGUGUGUGUGCAUGUCCGAGUGUGACGUUCCCGACCACCACUCCCGUACUUAUAUAUACUUCCUCGUCGACCUAUAUUUCUAUAUUGCUGGUCAUCCCUCUCUUUCCGUCAUCUCCUGACACUCAAUAUCUCGUUUAGGUAAAUUUUAAUUUUAAAAUAUUAUAUUAUACUUACAAACGACUCUAUAAAAUAUAUUAUAUUAAAUGAUAUCUCUAUUUUUACGUGUAACGCGUGUUGGGUGUGUGCAGUGCUAUAUACAUUUUGUGAUUUGUGAUAAUUUAAUUAUAUUACUAUAUACAUAACAUUAUACUAUACCAUUUAUAUAGUGUUUAUCAUAUUUAACUAAUUACCUAUUAUAAUAAAUAUAGAUAUACACAUAUUUAAUAUUAUAUCAAAUUAUAUUAAAGACAUAUUCGUACAUACCAGGGACGGCGAACUUCAUAGUAUCUGUGUGUCAAAAACAAAAAUCUUUUGUACUUAACAGGCGUGUUGGUAUGAAAUGAUAUUUUAAAAAUACACAAACUUAAGAAUCCAAUCAGAUAUUACCAUAUCAGAUGUCACAUUUAAACUUUACAUUAUUAAUUAUUCACUAUUGCCAUUGAAUAUAGUACAAUAAUAUAAUCAAUGCUAUUAUCUACACAUUAAUAUGAACACAUAUAAUUUGUAUUGAUACAUAUUAUUUAAAAUGUAGUUAAGUAUUAAACACUAAAAUAACAAAAUCUAAAAGAGGUAUAUUUUUCGAAUGUAUUAAUUAUAAAUUAGUUUUUAAUGAGACAUUUGUUGCUGCAUUUGUCCGGCUAAUGAAUCAAUCCUGGGAUUACAAUUAGUAAAUUUUAAUUGCUGCACUGUUAAUAUCUGUGUCAAGUCGAUUUCUUAAGGCUCGGUCAAACAGAAAGCGGUGUAGGUAUGGGUACGUUGGUCCGGUUGUGUUAUUUUACAGUUUCCGCGCGGGCAGACCGCUUUGUGUUCGACUGAGCCUUGUGGAUUUGAUCAAGCACUUGGUGGAAAAGGCUAAUUUUUCAAGGAAGAAAUUAAAUCGGAAGACUUUUCCACUCAAUAAGAGCAGUAUUGUAGAGUCACAACUACGAGAUAGAAAUAAUAUUAUAAAAUUAACUAUUGGUAAUAUAAAAAUAAUAUAGAAUUUAUUAUAAACGUUAAAAAUGAUUAGGUAUAUCAAAUUAUUUUCAAUUAGAACAUCUGUUUUUUUUUUUAUAGAAAUUGGAGUAUAAAUUAUGAAUUACAUUUUAUUGGCGAGUCACUCAAAAUAGUAAACAGGUGCAAUUCUGUGACACGAGUGAUACAAGUUCGCCAUCCUUGGUAUAUACCCCCCCCCCCCCAAGUAUGCAAAAAAUGUAGGAUCUAACACGUUUUUAAAAACAAACUUUUUUCCCUGUCACCGUUUAUUGUUUAAGAUCGGAGUUAUUUAGCAGCGGCCAAUAACGAUUGUUAAUUAUAUUGUAAGUAUAAUAAUAUAAUAUUUCAUCAAUAUUGUUCUCGUUAUACCGACUACCGUUGUAUUAAUAAUUGUCACGGCGAGCAUGAUGUGCAGCAACCUAACGGUGCUCCCUUAAAAUUUAAACCCUUAUAUUUAUAUUUAUAUUUAGACAAAUUGAACGGAUGUGGUUAAGUAUUUUUACACGUCAAAUUAUAGUACAUACCUACUAAUAUAGCCAAUAUACGUAUUAUAUGUGUAGAAACGAUUCUUAUACGAUUAAAAUAUAAUAUGUUAGCCCUUUACAAUAUUUUAUAAUAGAAAUAUAUUAUAUAAUUAUAUUGCGAAAGGCGUCCGAAAAAUAAAACGAACGCAAAUUAACAUUACAUGAUUAAUAACAUAUUGUAUUACUUACCAGAUUCACGAUUAAGUCAAGGUCCAAUUUUAAUCUUAUUAUUUAAAAAAUAUAUUAUAUUAUAUUAUACAACAAUACUCGCGUGUCCUGCGCCUACAUAAUAUUGGUUUUCUGUAAAUUAAUUAAUUAUAUUAUAUCACGAUCGGUAUAUGUAUUGUGUAAUAUUUUAUUUAUCAUUAUAAUAUAUUAUACAGACAUGUUUAAAUAGAAAA
Messenger RNA from Acyrthosiphon pisum (pea aphid), 3910 nucleotides. RefSeq lists its product as uncharacterized. Bases 13 to 1701 code for a protein of 562 amino acids. NCBI's taxonomy places the organism in Eukaryota, Metazoa, Arthropoda, Insecta, Hemiptera, Aphididae. The transcript has 13 exons. The record is from RefSeq and is a predicted model, not a curated record.